This is a messenger RNA of Myotis lucifugus (little brown bat), 864 nucleotides long. RefSeq names its product WNT1-inducible-signaling pathway protein 1. The annotation marks the transcript as partial. The transcript has 4 exons. NCBI's taxonomy places the organism in Eukaryota, Metazoa, Chordata, Mammalia, Chiroptera, Vespertilionidae. Gene Ontology annotation, biological process: cell adhesion; signal transduction. The record is from RefSeq and is a predicted model, not a curated record. Gene Ontology annotation, molecular function: integrin binding; heparin binding. Gene Ontology annotation, cellular component: extracellular matrix.
CCUGUGUUCACAGAGGUGGUCGGCGUGGGCUGCGUCCUGGACGGGGUGCGCUACGGCAACGGCGAGUCCUUCCAGCCCAGCUGCAAGUUCAACUGCACGUGCGUGGACGGCGCGGUGGGCUGCACGCCCCUGUGCCUGCGGGUGCGCCCCCCACGCCUCUGGUGCCGCCACCCGCGGCGGGUCCGCCUGCCCGGCCGCUGCUGUGAGCAGUGGGUGUGUGACGACGGAGCCCGGAGGCUGCGCAAGACGGCACCGCGCCACACGGGGGACCUAGCGGUCAUGGGCGAGGCCGAGCCCUGGCACGGGAACUGCAUAGCCCACACCAGCCCCUGGAGCCCCUGCUCCACCAGCUGCGGCCUGGGCAUCUCCACACGGGUCUCCAACGCCAAUGCCCGCUGCUGGCCGGAGCAGGAGAGCCGCCUCUGCGCCCUGCGGCCCUGUGACGUGGACAUCCGCCCGCUCAUCAAGGAAGGGAAGAAGUGUCUGGCUGUGUACCAGCCGGAGGCGCCCGUGAACCUCACCCUGGCCGGCUGCGUCAGCACACGCGCCUACAGGCCCAAGUACUGCGGGGUCUGCACGGACAGCAGGUGCUGCAUCCCCUACAAGUCCAAGACCAUCGACGUCUCCUUCCAGUGCCCCGACGGCCCGGCUUCUCCCGCCGGGUCCUGUGGAUCAACGCCUGCUUCUGCAACCUCAGCUGCAGAAACCCCAACGACAUCUUUGCUGACCUGGACCUCUACCCCGACUUCUCAGAAAUCGCCAAUUAGGCUGCUGCUCCGGCCCCGGCUGUGGGUCCCGUCCUUGGCAGCGUCCUGCGUGCCCUCCACAGAAAGUGCCUUCUCCAUCUGGUCUGGGCCUGUGUGA